CUAGUUCCCUUUGCCUUACACCAUCGAUGAGCAUCAAAAAGAGUGGUGUUGACGAAAAAGUCAAAGUCGUUUGCAGGGUUCGGCCAUUUCUUGACCAUGAAGCUCCUGACGAUUCCGUUGCGGUAGAAGGAAGCGAAAUUAAGAUCACCAAUCAACGCAACACGAACGAAAUAGUGUCCUUUCGAUUCUCGUCGUGCCAUGGGCCAGAGGCGAAACAAGUAGAUAUAUAUGAGCAGGACGUCCAACCUAUGAUCGGCAAGGUGUUUUCAGGCAUGGACUCGACCAUAUUUGCCUACGGUGUAACAGGAUCAGGUAAAACCCACACAAUGCAAGGUACAGAAGACGAGCCAGGCAUUAUACCUAGAGUGGCGCAAUAUCUUUUUCAACGGCGAUUGGAUUACCCAAAGCACACAGUGAAGGUCCACGUCUCGUACAUGGAGAUUUACAAAGAGCUGGUUUACGAUUUACUGAUCCCACGGGAAGGGCAAGGUGCAGGCUUGUCCAUAAGGGAAGACUCCUCUCGCAAUAUCUUUGUUGCAAAUCUGACAGAUAGAGAAAUCAAUUCACUGGAAGAAUUUGACCACAUAUACAAUAAUGCCUGUAAAAAUAGAUCAACGGCAAGCACCAAAAUGAAUGUCUCCUCCAGUCGAUCACAUGCAAUCUUGUCAUUCCAAGUGACGGUGGCCAUGGACAACGAUGAGCCACAGAAGGAUGAUGAUAGCGAUACAGAACAAUAUGCCUUGUCUGGUAAAAUCAACCUUAUUGAUCUUGCUGGCUCCGAAGACAAUCGAAGGACGGAUAAUGGAAAAGAGAGGUUGGCUGAAAGUGGAGCGAUCAACAAGAGUUUAUUUGUACUCGGUCAAGUUGUGGAGUCCAUCAACGCAGCAUCUUCUCGCAUCCCCUUUCGAGAUUCUAAAAUGACUCGAAUCCUUCAACCUUCUCUCGGAGGUAAAGCACAGGGCAUGAUGAUAGUCAAUAUUGCCCCCGGCCAAAGUUAUUUUAUGGAUAGCUACAAUUCGCUUAAUUUUGCAACAAAGUCCAAGACAAUAGAAAACGCACCCACUGUAAACACCAUUUCACAAGAUGAGCCAUCCAUGUCAUCAGCGCUCUCGGAUACGCCUAAACUUGGUCAGGCAUUGCGAGUGGCAGUACUUCGCGGGAAAAAGCGGACAAGAAAGCGAAUGUCGGAUUCUGCAGUGGAUGGAUCAGCCAAAAGACGUUUAUAUGAUCCAUUUAGGUGGACGGGUUCUCAAAGCGGGAGUCUCAGAGAGCGAGAGAAUGAUGGAUACGACGACACGGAGCGAACAAAUUACUAUAACCGCAUAUUGAAGCCAUGGAAGCGGUUUGCCGCUGGGAACUAUGAUCCAUGGCCACGAUUUAAGCUGAAGGAUGAGCAAGUGGAAGCCCACUUGGAAUCACGCGUGGCUGUACUGGUUGCCGAAAAGGUGCAAGACCUCCAGAAAUCGAACACAGAAUUAAACACUCAACUAGAGGAGCAAAAACAGCUUACGGCAAACAUAUUGGAACGUAUGCAAGCGCUUGAAGCGAGGCUUGGUGAAAACGCAAGCAACCCUGACACGAUACAACACCAAUGACCUUGAAACAUUUACACACUGUAGAUUUUUAUUUAUACCAAACCAAUACACCUUAUCACUUAAUUUUGUACAAUUCAUCAUCUUUUGCAUGCAACAAUUUUGUCAUACGCUGGAGUCGCCUAUGAGUUUAUCCGUGCCUUACCUAACCUAUUUUAGCUCAAGGUUGAUCCGUAGCGUUUAGGCAGGCAGUUUUUUCUUUUUCUCAUCCUGAAAAAUUCUCAUAAACAAAAACCAUGCAUUAUAAAAAGACUGGCGAGAAGAUGAUUCCAGCAUCCACCUGGAUAGGAC
This is a messenger RNA of Umbelopsis ramanniana AG, 1883 nucleotides long. RefSeq lists its product as uncharacterized. Lineage: Eukaryota; Fungi; Mucoromycota; Umbelopsidomycetes; Umbelopsidales; Umbelopsidaceae. The record is from RefSeq and is a predicted model, not a curated record. Gene Ontology annotation, molecular function: microtubule motor activity; microtubule binding; ATP binding. The transcript is spliced from 12 exons. Gene Ontology annotation, biological process: microtubule-based movement; mitotic spindle organization. Bases 27 to 1595 code for a protein of 522 amino acids.